ACAUCCGGAUAUCAGAUGUUAUAAAACUAAACCUGUUUUGAACUAUAAAGACAUGUGCAUCAUAUAUGGUUACACAAUUGCAGAUGGAAGAUACAGUCGUUCAAGUCACGAUGUAGAGUUUGAAGAUUAUGGGACCAAAAUAAGGGAAGGAUCAAGCAGCCAAACAGGAAGUUUUGUUCACCGAGGACAACUUGGACACCAACAAUGGAUCGAUUUUUCGUUGACCUCAUGUUAGAGCAGGUGCAUAAUGGAAGCAAGAUUGAGAAUUCAUUCACAAAACAAGCUUGGACAGAGAUGAUUAUGCAUUUUAAUGAAAAUUUUGAUUCGAAGUACAGCAAAAAUGUUCUGCGAAGCAGGUGUAAAAUUUUGAGGAAACAUUACAAUGAUAUGAAGGCUCUUCUCAGCCAGAGUGAAUUUGAGUUGGAUGAAACACGACAAAUGAUUGUAGCUGAUGAUUGUGUCUGGGAUGCUUAUAUCAAGGCACACCCUGAAGCACGAUCUUGUAGACUUACAUUUUUACCAGACUACAAUGAUCUAUGCAUGAUAUAUCAAAACGAAACUGGUGUUGGAGAGAUAGCUCAUUCAGUGUCUGAUGCAGACCUUGGCACUGGUUGCAGGACUACACAGCAUGGGGAAGGAAACAAUAGUCAAAUGGCUCAAACCACCACUAACUGUGAGCGGUCAAGGACGUAUUGGACACCACCAAUGGACCGCUAUUUCAUCGACCUUAUACUAGAGCAAGUGCAUAGAGGGAAUAGGAUCGAUAAUACGUUUAUCACACAAGCUUGGGAGGAUAUGACAACAUUGUUUAAUUUGAAUUUUGGUUCACAAUACAGCAAAGAUGUUAUGAAAAAUCGAUAUAAAAGUUUGAGGAAGCAAUAUACUGAUGUAAGUAUACUUCUAAAACAAAAUGAGUUCACUUGGGAUGAAACUCGGCAAAUGGUAACAGCUGAUGAUAGCAUAUGGGAUGCUUACAUCAAGGCACAUCCUGAUGCAAGAUCUUAUAGAAUUAGAAUUAUGCCGCAUUAUGAGGAUCUACACCUGAUUUUCGGGACUGUCACUGGUAAUGGAAGAAAUAUAAACUAUGAAAAUGAAACCGUGGAACUCAAUCCUGGAGAGGGAACGUCAAAACAAGAUCAAGUUAACACUGAUUGUUUGGGGACAUAUUGGACACCAGAGAUGGAUAGGUAUUUCAUUCCUGAAAGAGAAAAUAACUGCAAUGGCCAUGAUGGCUCAAGAUUAACGAACGUUGAAGCAAUUGAUAGCCAAGCCUCAAUAUCUGAUGGGCUAAGGACAUUCUGGACACCGUCAAUGGAUCAUUAUUUUAUGGACCUUAUGAUAGAGCAGGUGCGUAAAGGUUGUAAAGUUGAUUAUGCACUAAACAGACAAGGAUGGGCGGAUAUGAUCAGGCUGUUUAAAGAGAAGUUUGGAUCUCAACAUGGAAAAAAUGUUUUGAGAAAUCGAUACAAGAAUAUGAGGAAACAGUUUAAUGAUAUAAAGAAUCUUCUUUCCCAAAGUGGGUUCGUCUGGGAUCAAAGUAGACAGAUGGUGAUGGCUGAUGAUGAUGCUUGGGAUGCUUAUUUGAAGUCACACCCUCAAGCACGAUCUUAUAGAACUAAAUCAUUGCUGGACUACAAGAAGUUGUGUGAUAUAUGGGAAUGUAAGCCCCAAGAGGAAAGACACCCAGUCUGGUGCUCCCCACAAUAUAUCAUUUGGAGUUACCGCUGUAAAAUUUUCUGUGGUCGACCAAGAACUUACUGGACACCUCAAAUAGUUCGUGAUCUUAUGGACCUUCUGCUAGAUCAGGUGCAUAAAGGAAAUAGAAUAGAUAAUGCUUUCAAUAAAGAGGCAUGGACGCAGGUUGUAGCAUCUUUCGUUGAAAAACACGGCUCUCAAUAUAACAAGGAUGUGUUGGAAAAUGGAUACACAAAUUUGAGGAAGCAAUAUAUCUACAUAAAGAAUCUACUUAGCCAUACUGGUUUUGUCUGGGAUGAAGAGCAGCUGAUGGUGACUGCUAAUGAAAAUGUGUGGGAUUCUUAUAUCAAGGAACAACCUGAUGCACUCUCAUAUAGAAAUAAAAUCUUGGCCAAUUUUAAUGACUUGUGCAUAAUAUUUGAUGGAAAAAACAACGAUUUGUGUCACAAAAUAGAUUCUGAUGAUCACGUUCUGGGAACGAAAAGUAAUGGAGUUUUACAAUCUUCAGCUCCACCUUUUUGUCAAGGCAAACCUGUAAAGGAACCAAAAGCUCGUUCAGCUACAAAGAAGCACCCUUCUACGACACCAUUAUUUGACCAGGAUUCUAGAAAAUUGCAAAAAAUCGAGAGUGAAAAUUCUGGACAUGUUCUUAGUGUAGCGGAGCGCCUAGUUAUCUCUUUAAGAAAUCAGCAAAAAGAGAAUGCAGGCACAACUGAACAUGUCAUGAGUCAACUUCAAGCCUUACCAGACUUGGAUGAGGAUCUUAUGUUGGAUUCUUGUGAUCUUUUGGAGGAUGAAACCAAAGCAAAAAUAUUUCUAGCUUUGGAUGUGAAGUUAAGAAAGAAAUGGUUGAUAAGAAAGCUUCGUCCAUAGUUAACUCUCAUAAUUUUGAUAACCACAAGUCUCCUUGUACUUUUUCUUGGGAUAAGGUAGAGGUUUAGGUUUGAAGAAUUUAAGGAUUUAUUUUUGGAAUUUCAGUUCCAUUAACCCUAUAAUUAAGACCUAAACAUUGUGGAAAACAACCUUAUGCUGAAAUCAGGCCUUGAACCUAGUAUUAGCAUAAGCAACAAUACAAGAAACCAGCACCAUACGAUAGCACUACACUACAUAUCAUUCAUACUUAAAACAGAUUGAGUAUAAGGAAA
This is a messenger RNA of Papaver somniferum (opium poppy), 2840 nucleotides long. RefSeq lists its product as uncharacterized. The transcript has 10 exons. The record is from RefSeq and is a predicted model, not a curated record. Lineage: Eukaryota; Viridiplantae; Streptophyta; Magnoliopsida; Ranunculales; Papaveraceae. The coding region runs from base 205 to 2568 and encodes 787 amino acids.